This is a messenger RNA of Punctularia strigosozonata HHB-11173 SS5, 1422 nucleotides long. RefSeq lists its product as uncharacterized. The coding region runs from base 1 to 1422 and encodes 473 amino acids. The transcript has 16 exons. Gene Ontology annotation, molecular function: cysteine-type endopeptidase activity. The record is from RefSeq and is a predicted model, not a curated record. NCBI's taxonomy places the organism in Eukaryota, Fungi, Basidiomycota, Agaricomycetes, Corticiales, Punctulariaceae. Gene Ontology annotation, biological process: proteolysis.
AUGCCCCCGAUUCCCUCUCUUCCUGCUGAAGACAGGGAACCCCGUCGCAAGGCCUUGCUGAUCGGUAUCAAGUAUGAUUCCAGCGGUGAACAAGAAUCCCCCGAAUCUGGAGCACUUAUAGGACCACAUUGCGACGUUGCCAAUUUCAAGCAGUUCAUCAUGGAAUUCUACCAUUAUUGCGAGACGGAUAUCAUCAUCAUGCAAGAUGACCCCUUGACACCAACGCACUUGCAACCUUCGAGGAGGAACCUCCUUCAUCAGUUCAAAGCUCUGGUAGAAGGUGCACAGGAAGGAGAUCGUUUUGUGCUGUACUACUCUGGCCACUCGCGCCAGGUCGAGAAUACAACCGGAUCAGAAGAGGAUGACAUGGACGAAGCUCUUGUACCAUGUGAUGAUACCGGACACGACGAGAUCAGAGAUAAUGUUCUUAAACAACUGCUCGUCGAUCCUCUUCCUGUCGGGUGCACAUUGACUGCCAUAUUCGACACGUGUCAUAGUGGUACUAUGCUAGACCUUGACCACGUACAUUGUCAUAACGUUUACGUGCCAUAUAUCUACAAAGGAGAGCGUGACGCAUCUCUUAUCCGUAAUGCUAAUGCCCGCAAGCUUGCCAGAUUUUCAUCGGGCCGAAUCAUCUCUUCCCAGCGUCGUAACGCCGAGGAGGUCGAGUCUCGCAAAGGAAGCUUCCAAGGUCUGCCGGCGACAUCCAUCAAGGCGAAGCAGCUUCAAUGGCGCAAUACCAUGCAAAUCUUCCCCUCUCACUUUGCCGUGCCUCCGAUCUUGCCAGAGCCCGUUGAGAAUACUGCCCCUACUCGUGCGUGGACGGACCCGGGCACCCCCUCCAACAUCGGCACGACAUUCGAAGGCAUGGAUGUCGUCAGCCCAACAAGCCCCGACUUCUGUAUCACCCCCCCUUCAGGUAUCUUCCCCGGUCGUUUGACAGUGGCGGAUCCGAAUUCGGACCUCCCGGUUCCAUUGUUGUCGCCGUAUAUCGCGCAGCAGCCAUCGUGGUUACUCCAGGACGAAGCACAGAGGUGCAUGUCGCCGAUCUCCGAGCAUUUCAAAUGCGAUGGGUGGUGCACUCCUGAAUCCGGCGAAAAUAAACCCCGCGUGGUAGCAUUGGCAGCUGCAGGUGAUAAUCACUUGACUUGGGACUUGGCCGAAGGAGGGACAUUGACCAUCGCGUUGAUCGAUAUAUUAAAGACAAAACCAGAAAUGCCCUUCGAUAAGCUCAUGACAGAACUCAGCUACCGUCUCUACGAGAUGGCCCAAAGAGUCCAUCAAUGGUCCAGGGAUCAAUACAAGAAACGGAAGGCUCCCGGCACCAGGGUGAAGCACGACGACAUCGAACUCAACAUGAUCCCCACUCCACAGUUGAGCAGUAACAUCAGAUUGAACAUGUCAGACCGCCUCAUCUUAUGA